Molecule: messenger RNA, 1863 nt
Organism: Mesoplodon densirostris (Blainville's beaked whale)
Lineage: Eukaryota; Metazoa; Chordata; Mammalia; Artiodactyla; Ziphiidae
Product: zinc finger protein 883-like
Exons: 5
Coding region: 1-1863 (620 amino acids)
Biological process (GO): regulation of DNA-templated transcription
Source: RefSeq, a predicted model, not a curated record
AUGGAUCAGGGCUGGUCUGUGACCUGCAGGGGAUCGUCGGGUCCAGCUGAGGUGCCCGCUGCUGCUGGGUACGUGAGGGCUUCACCGGGAGGGGAGGCUGAUCUGAAGAAAGGACAGUUGACAUUGAAUGAUGUGGUCAUCGAAUUCUCUCAGGAGGAGUGGGAAUGCCUGGACGCUGCUCAGAGGGCCUUGUACAGGGACGUGAUGGUGGAGACCUGCAGGAACCUGCUCUCCCUGGAUAUUUCUCAUAUACACGUGAUAAGGAAAUUACAACUAAAAUCAAACAUUGAUAGAGGAGGAGUAUUCCAAACAGUGAUAUUGGGAAGACAUGAAAUCCAGGAAAUUAAACCUUUUUACCUCUCGGAAAUACAGGAGAAUAUGUUUGACUUUGGAUUUCAGUGGAGACAUGAUGAAAGAAAUUACAGAAAUAUCCUUACAUCCCAUAACCAAAAUGUCACUGAUAGAAGAAGUCAACAUGGUGGAAGGGAUGUGGGAAACAACGAUAUUGGAAAUAGACUUGUGUUAAGCCUUCAGGAUGAACUGCAUAUGUUUAAAAGUAAACAGAAAAUUGAUGAUUUUAAUAAAGCUAAUAAGAGUAUCAACAGUACUUCCUCAUUUUCACCAGUUGAAGGAAUUUCUCCUCCUGUCCAAACCAACAUUUCUAAUAUAUAUUUUAUGCAUGCUUCAAUACUGACACAAGACCAGAGCCCACACAGGGAAAUACCUUACAAAUGUAAUGAGUAUGGCAAAACGUUUGAUCAGGGCUCAAAUCUCGGGAGUCAUCAGAGAAUCCAUAUAGGAAAGAAAUUACAUAAAUGUGACGUAUGUGACAAGGUCUUUAGCCGAGAUUCAUAUCUUAUAAUUCAUCAAAGAAUUCAUACUGGAGAGAAACCUUACAAAUGUAAUGAGUGUGGCAAGGUCUUUAGUACAAAAGGAAGGCUUUCGGUUCAUCAGAGAAUUCAUACUGGAGAGAAACCUUACAAAUGUAAUGAGUGUGGCAAGGUCUUUAGUACAAAAGGAAAGCUUUCAGUUCAUCAGAGAAUUCAUACUGGAGAGAAACCUUACAAAUGUAAUGAGUGUGGCAAGGUCUUUAGGACAAAAGGAAAGCUAUCAGUUCAUCAGAGAAUUCAUACUGGAGAGAAACCUUACAAAUGUAAUGAGUGUGGUAAAACCUUUAAUCAGAGCUCAAUCCUCACUCGACAUCGGAUAAUCCAUACAGGAGAGAAAUUACAUAAAUGUGAUGUAUGUGACAAGGUCUUUAGUCAAAAUUCAGACCUUGUAAUUCAUCAAAGAGUUCAUACUGGAGAGAAACCUUAUGAAUGUAAUGAGUGUGGCAAGGUCUUUAGUCAGAAAAGAAAGCUAUCAGUUCAUCAGAGAAUUCAUACUGGAGAGAAACCUUACAAAUGUAAUGACUGUGGUAAAACCUUUAAUCAGAGCUCAGCCCUCAGAAUUCAUCAGAGAAUUCAUACUGAAGAGAAACCUUACAAACGUAAUGUGUGUGGCAAAACUUUUCAUCAUGGCUUAACUCUCUGGCAUCAUCAGAUAAUCCAUACAGGAUCCAAACCAUAUAAAUGUGAUGUGUGUGGCAGAGUCUUUAAUCGAAAUGCAGUCCUUGUACUUCUUCAGAGAAUUCUUACUGGAGAGAAACCUUACAGAUGUCAUGAGUGUGGCAAGGUCUUUUGUGAGAAGACAACCCUUACAAGGCAUCAAGAAAUUCAUAUUGCAGAGAAACCUUACAAAUGUAAUGCCCCCCAGGUGUUCCAGGCUGUGCACAUCCAGGGACCAGUCACCACCUUGGACAGGAGCUUUGCCUUCCGGCAGGUCAUCUGCACAGAGUCAGCGAUAGUGAUUUCACUGUGCUAA